This is a messenger RNA of Arabis nemorensis, 345 nucleotides long. NCBI's taxonomy places the organism in Eukaryota, Viridiplantae, Streptophyta, Magnoliopsida, Brassicales, Brassicaceae. The record is from the annotation of a GenBank genome assembly.
AUGAGCAAAUCGAUCUUUAUAGCUUGUGUCGUUGCAAUCACCAUUUUAACAUCAACUUUAAAUGUCAAGACAGUGCAUAGUUUAAUGCCGUGUCAAGAAGCAUUGACUGUUUUUAAACCAUGCUUGGCGUACCUUCAUGCAUCUCCUGGUGUUAAACCGACACCAGAAUGUUGCAAAGGCUUAGACAACAUAAACCGGGGUGCUAAAACGUAUGACGAUCGUCGAGAUAUGUGGAAUUGUUUAUCGAGUGCAGCACCCGAUCCUAACAAGCUUGUCACUUUGCCUCAAUUGUGUGGUGUCACUUAUUCGCACCUAAUUGGUCCAAAAUUUGAUUGUAAUAGGUAA